Messenger RNA from Mollisia scopiformis, 1009 nucleotides. RefSeq names its product S-adenosyl-L-methionine-dependent methyltransferase. The record is from RefSeq and is a predicted model, not a curated record. Bases 98 to 919 code for a protein of 273 amino acids. The transcript has a single exon. Lineage: Eukaryota; Fungi; Ascomycota; Leotiomycetes; Helotiales; Mollisiaceae.
GAUUCCCAUACAGUGCCUUCCUUACCAUUGCGUUCGCCUUUUCGACAUCCGCUUCUCCUUUCUCCACGCGUGCGAAGUCACCUGCUACCCCCAUACAAUGGCGGACCUAUAUAAUAUGUCUUGUCAAUUUCAUAUGGUGGACGUGGAGAGAUUGGUCCAGUUUGCUUGCCUGAAGGCAGGGGAGAGCGUGCUAGACUUGUGCACUGGCACUGGAUAUGUUGCGCUCGAGGCGAGGAAACGAGUACAAGAUGGCCGAGUAGCUGCCAUCGACUUUAAUCCAGCGAUGCUCGACGAGGCGAGAAAAGGAGCGGAGGCAGCCGGAUUUUCAGGUCUUAUCGAACUUAUACAGGGGGAUGUUAGGGAUAAAGAGGUUCUUCAAAGAAUCAAAGGUCCGAAUUGUUCGGGUUUUGAUGUUAUUACAUGUCUUUGGGGCAGUGGACUAACUCGGUCCCACGAGCAUGUCGCGAUGUGGGCGGAGUUCCUCGCACCUAAUGGGCGUCUCGUCAUCGACCACCCUGUUAGUAGUGACGAGUUGGGCGUUCUUGGUUUCGACGACCUCAGUGGUAAUCAACUUUUUUCCUGGGAGGUUGCCGAUUCAGAUUCGUGGGAAGUAUGUAAGCAAGAGCUAGAGACGCUUAUUCACCGGGUUGGAUUGAGGAUGGAUCGUGGGGAGAGGUUAUAUCCAGAGCGCAACCGAUUUGGAAUCGACUUUAUUCGAAGUUUUAGCACAGAGAUGUGGGCACAAAACGGCCAGAGUGGACAGCCCGAUCGGAGCUUUACCCUGGAAGUUGCGCGGCGUAUUCGAGACGGUAUGCGUAAUUACUGGUAUGACGAGCCACUGCGGGUGCACGGUCGGCCAAAGGGCAUACCCCGAAACAAGGUGGUAGCUUGGCUAGCAGUUUUGAGAAAAGGGAACUGAACGUCGGGGAUCUGAGUUUCGUAUUUUCGAAGCUUGGAGUUGGACCUUUUUUUAGUGCCUUAGGAGGCAACAGCCAUCCCAUCCAUCCCU